Molecule: messenger RNA, 897 nt
Organism: Theileria equi strain WA
Lineage: Eukaryota; Apicomplexa; Aconoidasida; Piroplasmida; Theileriidae
Product: 26S proteasome regulatory subunit, putative
Exons: 6
Coding region: 1-897 (298 amino acids)
Biological process (GO): proteasome-mediated ubiquitin-dependent protein catabolic process
Cellular component (GO): proteasome regulatory particle; proteasome complex
Molecular function (GO): metallopeptidase activity; protein binding
Source: RefSeq, a predicted model, not a curated record
AUGGACGUUGUAAACAGCGUAUCUAUGCAAGGAACGCAUCUUAAGGUGGUUGUACACCCUAUCGUUCUGCUUUCUGUAGUAGAUCAUUAUAACAGAUGUGCUCAGGGCACAUCACGCAGAGUCGUAGGUACAAUUUUAGGUGAAACUAUUAACGGGGAAAUCCAUGUAACAAAUUCAUUUGCGGUUCCAUUCGAAGAGGAUACAAAAAAUCCUCUCGUUUGGUAUUUCGACCAUAAUUAUCAUGAAAACAUGUUCAAAAUGUUUAAAAAGAUUAACGCAAAAGAACGAGUAAUUGGCUGGUACAGCACUGGACCGAAAUGUAAACCAGCGGAUUUGGAAAUUCAUGAGCUUUAUCGCAAAUAUUGUCCACAGCCCAUUUAUAUCAUUGUAGAUAUAAAUCAGAAAGAGGAGCUGCCCAUAGAAGCGUACUUGUCGGUAGAGGAACCUACUAAUGAUGCUAGAUUUAGACGCACAUUUGUACAUGUUCCAUUCUCAGUUGGUGCCUUUGAAGCUGAAGAAGUAGGCUUAGAGCAUCUUCUAAGAGAUCUCACAAAUGUCACUACGUCUACAACGUCCAAAAAGGUUCAGAGCAAAUUAAGGGCCUUGAGGUCAUUGUCUUCCAAAUUGGGGGAAAUUGUAGACUACCUUGGAGGAGUCAUCUCUGGAACAUAUACAGCUAACCCAUCGAUAAUUUACAUGCUACAGGAUAUAUUCAACCUUUUCCCUGUCAUGGAAAAUGAGGAUUUGAUGGAAGCAUUUGCAAUAAAUAUGAACGAUACUACAUUAACGCUCUACCUCGGCAGUAUAAUAAGGGCUAUGGUAGCACUUCACAAUUUAAUCAAUAACAUGGCAGAAAAUAAGAGACUUGCAAAGAACAAAUCAGCGUCUCUUGCUUAA